AUCGUUGUAAUUCCACUAAUUUGGGCUGUACUUCCUUCAAGGACACGCAACAAUUCCUAUUCCUAUUAGUGUAUAAAUAAGAGUCACAGUAAAAUCAAACAACAAUUCAAAACACACUACCUCACAGCUCAGUGCAUAUCCACGAUGAAGAAAGCACAAGUUGUGUUUAUCCCUUCUUCCGGUUUGAGCCAUCUAGUUUCCACCCUUGAGUUUGCCAAGCUUUUAAUCAACCGUGAUAACCGUCUCCGAAUAACCGUUUUAGUUAUGAAAUUCCCAAACACCUCUGAAGCUGACGCAUGCAUUGAUUCCCUUCCCAUCUCCGAUUCUCUCCGCAUCAUAAACCUUCCAGAAACUUCUCUUCCUGCAAACACAGAUCGACGUUCCGCAAUGAACGCUCUCCUCGAAGCUCAAAAACCACACGUUAAACAAGCCGUCUCGAACCUCACUGCUGAAGAACAACAACAUGGACCACUUGCUGCCUUCGUCGUUGACAUGUUCUGCACCACCAUGAUUGAUGUUGCUAAAGAAUUUUCUGUCCCUGCGCUCAUCUUCUUCACUUCCGGUGUUGCUUCUCUUGGUCUGAUGCUUCAUCUACACACACUUUUUGAACGAGACAACUUCGAUUCGACUCAGUUAUUGCAGAUGAAUGAGUUAGCAGUUCCAAGUUUCGCCAACUCGGUUCCUAUAAACUCGUUUCCUAGUUUUAUGAUAGAAAAAGAAUGGGAGUCGUUUUUUAAGAGCUAUGUAGAAGGCCUCAAAAAACCAGAUGGCAUUAUAGUAAAUUCAUUUGAAGAGCUUGAAUCACACGCAGUUCGCUCCUUUUUCUCUCAUCCUGAUCUAGCAGCUUUACCUAUAUAUCCAGUUGGGCCUUUAUUAAACCCUGAGCCCAAAACAAAGAACACUGGUGAUUCAGAUGAUAUUAUCAAAUGGCUUGAUAAUCAACCUCUUUCCUCUGUAGUUUUCCUCUGUUUCGGGACUCGGGGUUUUUUCUAUGCAGACCAAAUCCAAGAGAUAGCACAUGCUAUUGAAAAUAGUGGAGUUCGUUUUCUGUGGUCUCUACGUAAACCCUCGCCAAACGGUAUUAUGUCUUUGCCAUCUGAUUAUCCACUUUCAGAUUUGGUUUCUCUGUUACCCGAAGGAUUUUUAGAUCGGACAAGUGAAAUUGGAAAGGUUAUUGGUUGGGCUCCACAGACUCAAAUACUAGCCCACCCUGCCACCGGAGGAUUUGUCUCGCAUUGUGGAUGGAAUUCCACACUUGAAAGCAUAUAUUUUGGUGUGCCGAUUGCGGCAUGGCCUCUUUAUGCGGAACAACAGGUGAAUGCUUUUGAAUUAGUGUGUGAGCUGAAAUUAGGUGUGGAGAUAGCAUUGGACUAUCGGGUGCAAUUCAAUGGUGAGCAUAACUAUGUUGUAACUGCAGAAAAGAUUGAGAGAGGAAUAAAGAGUGUGUUGUCCGAGGAUGGAGAGUUACGAAAGAAAGUGAAAGAAAUGAGUGAAAAGAGUAGAAAGACUUUAUCAGAGAGAGGAUUUUCCUACACUUAUUUAGGUAGUUUGGUUGAUUAUAUUAUGAAUCAAGUAAGAGAUUAAAUUAUCCUAAUACCGGCUUGCUUGAAGAAAUUCAAGUGCUAGCUUGGAAAUGGUUAAAGUCUAAGCUGUAUGGUUUCAACUACUCCUUAAAUCAAUGGAUUUUGAAUCUAUUGGAAUGUUUCUAACUUCUUCGUAUGGGAGUUUUUGUUGACACAAAUACUAUUUUGUAUAUUGCUCUCUUGUUUCUUGAAAUGAGAAUACAACCAAGUCUUUAUAUAGACCCC
Lathyrus oleraceus (garden pea) is the source of this 1808-nucleotide messenger RNA. RefSeq names its product UDP-glucose flavonoid 3-O-glucosyltransferase 6. The transcript has a single exon. Gene Ontology annotation, molecular function: UDP-glucosyltransferase activity. The record is from RefSeq and is a predicted model, not a curated record. The coding region runs from base 145 to 1584 and encodes 479 amino acids. NCBI's taxonomy places the organism in Eukaryota, Viridiplantae, Streptophyta, Magnoliopsida, Fabales, Fabaceae.